AUGUCGGAAGUUCAAAUUGCCCCUAAAGAAGUCAUAUACUGUGAAGUUUGCUCAUUUCCUCCGGAGUACUGCGAAUUUGGUGGAACGUUCAACAAAUGUAAAGCAUGGUUGGAAAAGGAACAUCCUCAGCUAUUUCAAAGUCUCUACAGUGCAGAUGCCCUUGCAGCUGCCACUUCGUCUCUUUCGUUGGAAAAAGAAGAAAAGAUUUCCCAGGAUUUGCAGAAGAAGCGUCGAAAGGAGGAGAAGAAACAAGAGAGAGAAUUACAGCAAAAGCUGGCAUCUAAAGUCCUGAUAAAAAAGAUUGCUAGAACUAAGAGGAAGCAAGUCAUUGCCAUAUCUGGCCUAGAAGUUUUCAAUAUUGACAUGAAGAAGUUGGCAAAGACUUUUGCGUCAAAAUUUGCCACCGGGGCUUCAGUAACUAAGAAUCUGGAGAAGAAGGAUGAAAUUAUCAUUCAAGGUGAUGUUGGUGAUGAGGUUGAACAAUAUAUCUUGGAGUUGUUAGAAAAGGACGGGCUAACCGAAGUCAAAGUGGAACAGGUCGAUGAAAAGCCAAAAAAGAAGAAGCCUACUGCGCCAGGUACUGGUACUGGCACCGCUACUUCGACAUAG
Molecule: messenger RNA, 609 nt
Organism: Komagataella phaffii GS115
Lineage: Eukaryota; Fungi; Ascomycota; Pichiomycetes; Pichiales; Pichiaceae
Exons: 1
Coding region: 1-609 (202 amino acids)
Biological process (GO): formation of translation preinitiation complex; translation reinitiation
Molecular function (GO): mRNA binding; translation initiation factor activity
Source: RefSeq, a predicted model, not a curated record